Diplodia corticola is the source of this 1764-nucleotide messenger RNA. RefSeq names its product fad dependent oxidoreductase. The coding region runs from base 1 to 1764 and encodes 587 amino acids. NCBI's taxonomy places the organism in Eukaryota, Fungi, Ascomycota, Dothideomycetes, Botryosphaeriales, Botryosphaeriaceae. The transcript is spliced from 2 exons. Gene Ontology annotation, molecular function: oxidoreductase activity. The record is from RefSeq and is a predicted model, not a curated record. Gene Ontology annotation, cellular component: cytoplasm.
AUGGGGAGCGUCAUCUCCGUCGUCCACGAGUCCUACAAGAUCAUCUCAGCCGCCAUCAAGACUCUCCUCGCCCUCAAUGCCGAUUACCAGGAACUGCUUGCCCGCGCGGCCAAGCCCCCCGGCCUCCCAGCCUCAGCCCCAACACAGCCUUACUGGCUGCAGGAUCCGCCCUUUCCAGAACUGGUAGACGCCAGGUCGGAGAAGCUUCCGGAGUCCGCCGAUGUCGCCAUAAUUGGCAGCGGCAUCACCGCCGCCGCCGUUGCCCGCGCCCUGCUACUUGAGGCUCAGCGCAAGAAUGCUCCGCUGGAAAGAGUUGUUGUCCUGGAAGCACGCCAGCUGACCAGCGGCGCCACGGGCAGAAACGGCGGCCACAUCAAGCCUUCGUCAUAUGCCGAUUUUGCCCAAUUGAGGAAGAAGUUUGGACCCGACCGUGCUGCUGCCAUUGUCCGCUUCCAGCGCCAGCAUCUCACCCACAUCCCCCACCUCUGUCGCGCUGAGCGGUUUGACAUUGCCGAAUGCCGCCAUGUUGAGACAGUCGACCUCUUCUUGGAUACCGCCUCGUUCGAAAGGCGGUCAAAAGAAGUCGACGAGCUUAAGAACGCCGUGCCCGAAGCCGAGCACACCAUCCGCGACAGUAAAGAAACCCAAAAGGCCUUCCACACCUCCUCCCAAGUCGUCGGCUCCAUCGCCUACCCCGCCGCCGCCCUCUGGCCCUACCGCUUCGUCGCCUCCGUCUGGCACUCCCUCCUCACCCAGUUCCCCUCCACCCUCUCCAUCGAGACGAGCACCCCGGUCGAGCGCAUCGCCUCCGCCGCGUCUGACAACCACCACCACCACCCUUUCCUGUGCCACACGCCCCGCGGCGUCGUCCGCGCCCGCCACGUCGUGCACGCCACCAACGCCUUCGCCAGCCACCUCGUCCCGGGCCUCCGCACCAAGAUGACGGGCCUCCGCGCCCACAUGUCCGCCCAGCGGCCCGGCACUGCUUUCGUAUCAGACCCCGCCGGCGCGCGCUCGUGGGGCAUCAUGUACGGCGCCGGGUUCGACUACGUGACGCAGCGGCCCGCGGCGGCGGCGGCGACGACGACGACGACGACGACGAAGGCGGCGGGUCCUGGAACGUCGCCCUCCGAUGAUCUGGGUCAGCCGUCAGACGGAGGGGCAGAAGGAGGAGAAGCGCGAGCGGGAGGGGAGGAAGGCGGCGGCGGCGGCGACAUCCUCCUCGGCGGCGGCUUCCUGCGCUCCCUCAAGCAGGGCCUCGACCAGACGGCCGUCUGGGACGACUCGCGCCUCGACGCCCUCACCGCCACGCACCUCAACGGCGUGCUGCCCGCCGUCUUCGGGCCGCGGCACUGGGGCCCCGACGCGCCCGGGGGCCGCCUCAAGAGCAUGUGGUCCGGGACCAUCUGCUUCACGGCCGACGCCGUGCCGUUUGUCGGCAGGGUGGAUCCGCGCUUGACGGGGCGGAGUGUCGGUGUCGGGAAGGCGGAUGCUGCUGAGCGGCGGGAGGGGGUGGUGGAGGCGGGGGUGGAGCCGGGGGAGUGGAUCGCGGCGGGGUAUCAUGGCGAUGGCAUGAUUUACGCGUGGCUGUGUGGCACCGCUGUCGGGUUGAUGCUCGCGGGGUCAGAGGACGAUGAGGGACUGCCCGACAGGCCGGGCUUGCCGGGAGGGAAGGUGGACGCGUGGCUGCCGAGGGAGCUGAGGAUCAGUUAUGAUCGUGUCAAGGGGUUGAGUCUGGCUGAUCUGGCGGAUGAGAUGGAGUAG